Messenger RNA from Drosophila obscura, 2221 nucleotides. It is a transcript of the gene mkg-p, whose product is annotated as terminal uridylyltransferase Tailor. The transcript has 2 exons. Bases 136 to 2163 code for a protein of 675 amino acids. The record is from RefSeq and is a predicted model, not a curated record. NCBI's taxonomy places the organism in Eukaryota, Metazoa, Arthropoda, Insecta, Diptera, Drosophilidae. Gene Ontology annotation, molecular function: RNA uridylyltransferase activity.
UAGCAGUAAAAUAUCGAUACUAUCGAUAGUGCCCUCGAUGGUUUGACACCUCUAAUGUUUUGUUUUUAGCAAAAGAUGCUUUCCAAAUAAAGAGGAUUAAUAAACCACCUUUAUUUUUCUAUCUUUCCAAAAGAAAUGCUGACUCCAGGAGACAGCCAGGAGCCCGGGAACAGUGCCGCCAGCGACUUGGUGUUUUGCACUGUUUGCUCUGCUCCCUUCCCGAAUUUAACAGACUGCCUGGCCCACGAGCUGCAAACGCACAAGAACACAAAAAAGCCGCAAAAGAAAAUUCGCCAAAAAAUAAACGCGCUAACCAAGCAAUUCACCAGCGAACAAAACCAAACUGAGCGCAGCAAGCUGCGGGAGGAUCUGGACAGGACAAUUGACGGGCAGUACCUGGCGACAAUAUUGGACCGUUAUGGGGCUGACUUGAGACGACUCGAUUGUUGCUUCGCCGUUGUACGCGACUCCUUGGAGAAGGAGAAGGCUCUAAAAUUGAAAGUGUUCGCCUUUGGUUCACUGGUCACGGGAUUGGCUCUAGAGGACAGCGACAUUGACUUGUAUCUAGAGUCGACAGAUGAUCAGUCCGGUGGCCCGAAGCGGCUCUUCAACAAAGUCCUGAAACUGCUGCACCGCUCGGUAUGCUUUACCGAUAUCACAAACAUUCGGCAUGCCCGGGUGCCCAUUAUUCGCUGCAAGCAUCAAUUGACAGGCCUCAACAUAGACAUCAACAUGUCCAAUCCGAGCAGCACAUACAAUUCUCAGUUCAUACGCGAUCUGAUGCUACACGAUCCUAAAUUGCGCCGUCUCGCUCUGUUCCUGAAAAUCUGGGGAAAGAAGGUGAACGUCAUUCGAAUGGGCGGCAUGAAUAGCUACUGUCUGCUCAGCGUGCUCCUCGUUAACCUGCAAGUGCGCCACUUGCUGCCGUCCAUCAGGGAGCUGCAGUCUCGCUCGGCACCCAUCAAUGUGAACGGAGUCAACUUCGCGUACAGCCUUGAACGGGUGCCGCCACUACCUGCCCAUAUGUCCAUGCUCCAGUUCAUCGGAGACUUCUUCUCUUUCUGUACAAGCAUAGACUUCGAGACGACCCUUUUGUCACCGUUUCUGGGCCGCGCCGUGAACAAGGUGGCCACGUUGGGCACACCGGGCGGAUUUUCGGAGUACGAGGAGCAAUUGAUUGCCAUUCAGGAAGAGGUCGGCGAAGUGCCCGAUAAAUUUCACUUGGAUCGUAGUGUUUGCGUGCAGGAUCCCUUCGAGCUGCAGCGCAAUGUGGCAAGAAACAUAUCCCAAACAGAUUUCCUGUACAUAAAGCAAUGCCUGAUGAUGGCCGCGCAGGCAUUUAAGAACCGAGAGCUACUGGCUGAGCCGAAGAAACUCUACGAGUACCUGCUAUUCGGCCUUGGCGAUAAAAUGGUGGUGGAGAAGACGACAUUGAAUCGGCCAACGCCUGCCAAGAAGGCCAAGGGGAAUGCAGUGGCAACAGAACAGUCGAUAGAACCGGAACCGAAUCCGACUGAACAGCAGCCAGAAGCGACUCAGACAGGAGACGUCAGCGAUCUAUCGAUGGAUCAUAAGCUCGGUUUGGAUGUUUUGACGUGCCUGCCGGAAACAAAGCGCACGCAUUCGAUCCUUGCCAGCAAGAACGAUCUCAAGAGCCUGCGCCCUGUGCUGCUAAGCCGAAACGUUGAGACCAACCAAACAAUUUAUUACUACUGGCUGCUCUGCUAUGUGGAUACCAUAAAAAAUGUCCUCACGGAGAUCUUUGCCCUUGACCUGGAGCUGGAGGAAUCGAAGGAGCCCUGCUAUCACAAAUGGCUGAUCAGGAGCACGGUGGACACCUGGACAGGUCGCCACCUGCCGCCGUGGCAGCCUGGCCAGUACUUCGAUAUGCACAAGCAGCAGACUGACGAGAUGCUAAAGACGCGAAGCGGCAAUGCCCAGCCAUCGGUUAAUUUAAUGGGCUACUUCUCCGUGCGAGCCAGCGAGGACUACAAGAGCCUCGAACUGGUGGUGGAAGCGUGCCCGGGGCACUUGAAUGAAAUGCAGCGCCUGGGCUCGAUCACGAAACUCUUCAAGGCGCUCAAGGAUCUGCUGUCGAAGUACACGUUCCAGGAAAAGCUGCGCAAAUGGGACAUCUGCAGUGCGGUAUCAGUGGCCGAAUGAGACACAAGCACGAAAAUGAUACAAUUUACCUCGAAUAUACUCUGAUAUGUGUAUGCAU